Molecule: messenger RNA, 778 nt
Organism: Prorocentrum cordatum
Lineage: Eukaryota; Dinophyceae; Prorocentrales; Prorocentraceae
Source: the annotation of a GenBank genome assembly
ACGUAAACUUGGCAGAGUCUAACAAAUCAGGCUCCAAAAACGGGGCGCCCCGAUUCAUGUCGGAGCCUCGGAACUCUGUCUGGCAGGCUGGCUCAGGACCUCGGCCCGACGAGCCCCCACCAAGCGCAUCCCCAGCGGGCGCGGGCGCCGGGUCAUGCCGCGCCUCGCCCGCGUGGCCUCGCUGACCGGGCACGAGGAGCGCGUCUGGUGCGUCGCGUGGCGGCCAGGGGCGGACCCGCCGCAGCUGGCGUCGUGCGGCUCCGACCGCACGGUGAGGCUGUGGGGCGCGAAGGCCGCGGCCUGCGACGCCUGGGCGCUGCUGUCCGAGCUGGAGUCGGCCGAGCAGCACGGCCGCACGCUGCGGUCGCUGGCCUGGGGCCACCGCGGCGAGGUCCUGGCGGUGACGUCCUUCGACUCCACCUGCUCGCUGUGGAAAGCGACCGGCGGAGGCUCCAGCACGAGCUUCGAGUUCGCGGGGCGAGUCGAGGGCCACGAGAAUGAGGUGAAGUGUGCGGCGUUCAGCGCGUCGGGGGAGUACUUUGCGACUUGCAGCCGCGACAAGUCCGUAUUCAUAUACGAGGUAUCCAAGGACUUCGAGUACGACUGCGUGGCGCUACUGCAGUCCCACACCCAAGACGUGAAGAUGGUGAGGUGGCACCCGGAGCAGGACGUGCUCUUCACCUGCUCCUACGACGACACCGUCAAGAUCUGGGGGCCGGACGGACGGGGACGACUGGUCGUGCAUGGAGACGCUGAGCGGCCACAAGAGCACGGCUCG